AUGUCAUGCCUGAUAGGCGCCAUCGAAAACACCCCAGAAGGCCAAGCCCUGAUCGCGAACUACAUCCGCUGGAAUGACGCCGUCCACCGGAAGACCCCUCGUCCUCUGAUCGUCUUUACUACUCUCCGCUUCAGCCAUGGACAGCCAGAGGUAGAGAGAAGCAAACCGUUCGCUGACCUCAUCGCACCGUUCGGCACCUUUGAGGCUGGUACCCCCGAGGCUCAGAUAGAUGGCCGGUUCACGUUGGACGAGAAAGAUGUCUUACUCCACAAGACUAGUCCGGGGUUGACUCUUUCUGGCGUGGUGAUGAGCACCAUUUACCGGCUUUUCGACCUAGAUUACAACAUCUUUGUGAUUGCGGAUAAUGUGGUGGCUUUGCCGGUAGGACAGAAUGCCGAAUUCAAAAAGGUUAUGCUCGACACUCUUCUGCCCAAGAUGAACCUGAAGGCGAUUUCCCUUGACGAAGCUAUCCAGGCGCUAUGUCAAAGUUGA
Aspergillus chevalieri is the source of this 492-nucleotide messenger RNA. RefSeq lists its product as uncharacterized. The transcript is spliced from 2 exons. Lineage: Eukaryota; Fungi; Ascomycota; Eurotiomycetes; Eurotiales; Aspergillaceae. The record is from RefSeq and is a predicted model, not a curated record. The coding region runs from base 1 to 492 and encodes 163 amino acids.